Messenger RNA from Zychaea mexicana, 741 nucleotides. RefSeq lists its product as uncharacterized. Lineage: Eukaryota; Fungi; Mucoromycota; Mucoromycetes; Mucorales; Lichtheimiaceae. The coding region runs from base 304 to 606 and encodes 100 amino acids. The transcript is spliced from 2 exons. The record is from RefSeq and is a predicted model, not a curated record.
CUAUCGCCGAGUUUACUGCAUCACAAUGUUAAAACAUCUUACACUACCGUACUGGAUUAUUCCCAAAAGAUACUGAGUAUUAACACAGAGAUAACUCUCGCUUUACAAUCGGGGAAGACGGCUUCUCCCUAUAAGCUUUCCUGCUCUUGUUGCCACUAAACCCGUGUUUGGGUUAGGAUGCAACCAUGUUCAGGCAUAAGAAUCAUCGCCCUGCAGCGUACGUUGCUUAUGUGGAUACUCCUUUAUACAAGCCUGGGUUGCAUUUGUUUCUCCAAAGGCACAUGUAAUAAAUACCAAUGAGAGAUGCGAGAAUUUCUCUCGAUAAUCUCUUUUCUUCUUCCACUCUAUCAACUUUACAGUACAAUCACAAUGGUGACCAGUCGGUUCUCACUAAUUGCCUUGCUCGUUGUUGCUGUGGUAUCAUCAAUUGCUUCCGCCGGACAACAAACGACUUGCAAAUGCGGUGACGAGAAAGACACAAAGUUCUGCUGCAACGACUUGGGAGGAACAUACUUUUUCGACAGUGCACGAUGCAGUAUCAGAGACGAUGGUGAUAGAAUAUCAUCAUUCGAGCAUUGCUGCUACGAUGGUUUUGAGAGGUUUUAAAAGACAAUUGAUUAGCAGGUACCCUGUACGCUAUCUCCCCUUUUAUAAUGCAGCAUGUAUGAGUCAUGGUUUCACUGACCUCUCUUAUUAUUGUAGAACUUACAAUUAUGAUCCUCAGAAGGCGCUGGAUUUGUA